Molecule: messenger RNA, 1279 nt
Organism: Pollicipes pollicipes
Lineage: Eukaryota; Metazoa; Arthropoda; Thecostraca; Pollicipedomorpha; Pollicipedidae
Gene: Atf-2
Product: Activating transcription factor-2
Exons: 9
Coding region: 317-1177 (286 amino acids)
Source: RefSeq, a predicted model, not a curated record
GAAAACACAGUCGGUAAGCCAGUCCAGUUAAGUCUGACUGGACGUGCCACUGAAUGGCUAAGCGGGGCUUGCUAUGCUAUGUAUCGGUGUAACUUUGUUGGGUGUGUCUACGAUCAACAGGAUAAUAUAUUGACCUAGAGUGAACAGGGAGUCAGACACCAUCUUAAGAGAAACAGACGUGUUCGUGCGAGGCAUGCCAGGAGCACCAGAAAUGCGGAGCAGAUGCCGGGACGGCGCCUCUUCCAGUCACCGUCCGAGGCGCCUAUAAACUUUGUCGGCGGCGAGUCGGCCUUGCCGGCGCCCGGGUGAGCCGACAAUGGCCGAUGCUCCAGAGGUCAGCAAGCCGUUCGAGUGCACCUCGCCCGGCUGCCGAGCGACGUUCACCAACGAGGACCACCUGAGCUCGCACCAGAAACGCCACGAGAUGUCGCUGCUCCUGCCGGGUGGCAUCACCAUCAGCCGCUCCAACAGCCUGACCCUGGGCGCCGACCUCACGCCGACGCCGACCCGCUUCAUCCGAAUCGGAGAGGAAGUCGGCCUCUUCCAGGACCUGCUGAAGGCCAACCCGUUCGACGAGCAAUUCCGCAAGGCCGCCGAGCAGAACAAGGCGGCUGCCGUCGUUCAGCUGCCACUGCCGUUCAGCGGCGCCUGCGAUGAGCCGCUCAACACUCCGCACGUGGUGCACCCGGCCGAGGGGGAGCCCCACGCGGCCAAGGACGGCGCCACGCCGGCCGUUGACACGCCCCAACCCCGCCUGGCCAGCCCACACAGGAUGGGCAGCCCGCCACCGGCACACGUGAUCAUCACGCCGUGCAGCCCGCUGGGCGGACGGCGGCGGCCGGCGCGCGCCGACGCCCGCCAGGACGAGACCAUGGCCAUUGAGGACGACAUGGAGGUGGAGGGCCCGUUGGACAUGCGCUCGCCGACGGUGGUGCCACCUGUGGCCGACCCGCUGCUGUCGCCCGCCGCCGUCCACACGCCGACCACUGUGCAAUCCUCAGCAGGUGAGCUCGACCGUGAGCACACCCCGCCAGCCGGGCCAGCCGCUGGCGCAGGCGGUGCCGCCGCUGCGGCCACGGCCGCCGUCCGGCGCUGGUACGCCGCCGGCGCCGCGGCCGCCACCGCCACCACCACCACCGCCACCGCCGCCACCGCCACCGCCGCCACCGCCGCCUGACGCCGUCGAGUUCCAGAUCAAGCUGUCCGACGGACAGGUGAUCCCGCUGACGAUGCAGGCGCCCCGAGCGCCGCCGCAGGCCACCGCCGGCACCGGCACCGC